This is a messenger RNA of Drosophila rhopaloa, 2642 nucleotides long. RefSeq lists its product as uncharacterized. NCBI's taxonomy places the organism in Eukaryota, Metazoa, Arthropoda, Insecta, Diptera, Drosophilidae. The coding region runs from base 486 to 2273 and encodes 595 amino acids. The transcript is spliced from 3 exons. The record is from RefSeq and is a predicted model, not a curated record.
GAGUGGAUGAGAGCGGAAGAGCGGGAAAACGGGAAAAAGAGAGUCCGUGUCCAUUCACUUGCCAACUGGUUGGGCGAAUGGCCAUACCACAGUUGCCGGCGGCGAGAGCCGAAGCGCAGUUAUAGUAUCCGAAGUUAUAGUAUCCAUAUUAGUCGUACUUUGUCACUCGAUCGGUCACCGCGUCGUCCACUUGUCGUCCGCUCUCUGCUCCGCUGGGAGGUCGACAGAUCGGCUCGAAAUCGACUGGAUCUGGUGCGGAUGAGGACCAGAAGGAGGCGGCACUUGGGACCGCACUUUGUUGAUCCGCCAAUUACCGAUUGUCCGGCGCUUUCUUCGCACGGCGACGGCCAUGUAAAGGUCACAGGUCAAGAACGGAAAUUAAAGUACCAAAAAAAGAACACGGAGGUCGUUUAGUCCUGAUUUUGCGCAAGUUCCUUGGCACGCAGUCCAGAAUGUGAUCGGAGUGAGGGGCCAAAACGCCGGAAAUGCUGAAGCACGCCUCGACUACAAGCAGUGCCGCUGCGACCGCCACCGCUGCCGUGGCGAUAAACCCGCUCUCCACUUUGCUGGGCGGCCAGCUGCUGCGCACCGCCGCCAACAGCAGCAGCAACAUCAAUUGCAAUGGCAACAGCAACAGCAACUGUAACAGCAACACGAAUAGCAACAGCAGCAGCAACAACCACACUGGAAGCAGUGGCAGUGGCCACAACACACCCCCAGUUGUGGAAGCGGAAGCGGCAAUUGCUACAACUGCCACUGCCACCACCACUGGCAGCAACAGCAAUAGCAAUGGCAACGGCAACAGCAACACCACCACCAACGGUGGCUCACCAACACCCGCAGCAGCUGCUGUGGCCAGCACGGCGCGUAACAUCCACCUGCGACCGCCGCAGCCGCUGAACAUAUCCGCCCUGAAUGCCUCCGCUUCGAGCACGCUGCUCACCGAGAACGCCGGUCGCGUAGGCAACUCCUCCACGCUGCUGAAUAUCGCCACGCCCAGUACGCCUCUGAAGCCGCUGACACCGCUGACGCCGCUCACCCCGCUCAACCAGCUGACCCCCAACGGACACUUUCUGGGCAACGGUAGCGUGCACCACCACACCUACACCAACCAGCACAUCCUGGCCAGCAGCGGUGGCCAUCAGCAGCAGCAGCAGCAACAGCAGCCGCAGCAACAGCAGCAUCAUGGACAAACGCAACAGCUUGCGCAGGCGCAGACGCAGACGCACAACCUCAGCCAUGUGCCGCACAACUACAGGAACUACAGCCACCUGUCCGCUAAUCCGUUGCACCACAAGCUGCCCAAGUCGGGACCCUCGCCCCGCGAGGCACUCACCAGCCUGGGACUGCUAUGUUUGAUUUCUCUGCUCCUGGCGCUGCUCUCGCUUAUCUUCCUGCUGAGGAUCUCGCCGAACGGACGCGAGGAGGCCUUGGGCCGAGGUGCCGGCGAAGACUUCAUCGUGGUCUACGACGUGACCCUGGCUUUGGGCGCACUCUCCCUGGCGCUGAACCUGUGCUGCCUGCUGGUCUGCGCCAUCCAGUUCCUGUUCGCCACGAAGCUGCGCGAGCCGUCCUUCGAGGGACGCGAGAACCAGUACCUGGCCAAGUCCAGUGCCAGUCGCACCUGCGCCGUCAGUGGCUUCUUCAUCUCCAUACCGGUCUUUCUCACCGGCCUGAUCCUGUACACCUUCAGCCACUUCCACUCGACGCCGGCGAUCGUGACCAGCCUGUUGAUCGGCGUGGGCAUAGUCUUCUGCGGCGGCGCCAUGGUGCACAACGUCUUCGUGUGGCAGCGCGAGAAGACCAUCAGCUAUAGAGGUGCUCCGCAGGGACUGGCCCACAACCUGUCGGUGAUAUCGGCCGCCCAACUGCCGAUGCAUCUGCCCGUGCCCGUGCCACUGCCACUGCCACUGUCCAUGGCUCCAGGUUCGCCGUUCCACGGCUACCAGGGCCACCAAGUGCCUGCCCUGGUGCCGCCCUCCGUGACGGCGGUUUCGCCCAACCACUCGCACGGCAGCUUCAAUCCCCUGCUCAGCAGCAACCUGCAACCCGGCUGCUGCGGUGGAGCGGUGGGGGCCAUCAACUCCUCCUUCCUGGUGCGUCCUGCCACGGCCACGCCCCCCACGCCCACGCCCAGGAACCUGGCGAACAGCAGCUGCCUGACGGCCGGUCGCGAGGCCAGCGGAUCGGUCAGCCCCGGCAUCGGCAUCCCGCCCACGCUGGACAUGAGCAACAUGUCCGUUCUGCUGCACGAGCUCUCCACGCUCGUCUAGAUUCCGAGGUAGACCUAGCAUAGACUUACAAAUAGACGAUAUCCACCGCCCGCCCACAUCUUGCCGAAACCUAGCUAUAAGAACGCCUUUUGUAAAUAUAUGUACAUACGAACUAUCGAGCAAAUAACAUUAGUAUAAGUAAAAGUAAUAUACAACUGCAAUGCCAUUUUAAUUUAUUAAACCUACCGGUUGGCGGCAAAAUUUAAUCGUAGUUCUUCUACCCACUUUCUCUUUACGUUUCAUACGAUUUUUGCUCCGCUCAAAAGUUAUCAACAUAAAAUCUCUCGAACAAAAAAAAAUUAUAUUGGAUGGAAUUUCUAAAAGUUAUACAAAUUUGUAUUGGUUCCCAAACCACAGAGUGUUUAAUUA